Molecule: messenger RNA, 2115 nt
Organism: Dracunculus medinensis (Guinea worm)
Lineage: Eukaryota; Metazoa; Nematoda; Chromadorea; Rhabditida; Dracunculidae
Source: the annotation of a GenBank genome assembly
AUGGAUGAAAAAACGUCUUUAAAAGGUGAUAAGUAUCAAGUAAUCGCAUUGUGUGCGCUAAAAUGUUUAGAAUACAAAACAGAAAUAAAUUCUGGGGAAAAAUUAUCGUCACUAUUCGAGGAACUUGAAAAAGUUAAACAUGGAAUUAUUGCACGCAAUCCUUCAUUUAGCUCGCACAUUGUUUUUAUCGAUACAGCAGUUCAUUUUCUUCGUAAUGAAGGCCGUUUUGAAAUCUCGAAAUCAUUUCACUCACUUCAGCCACUUUGUCACUUUUCAAAAAUGGAUUCGGGAAUUAAUAAAACAGUUUCAUUUAGCAAACAAUCAGUUCCAACAGCUGCCACAAUUCCGCAGCAAUUUUCUGAUAUUCAAGAAAAAGAAACUAUUAAUACAAUCGAAAAAAGUCGAAACGGAAGGGCAUGUCCAAAAAAAUUCCUGAAGCCAAGUUACGAUUUUGAACCAACAAGAUCGUUUGAAUCAAAAAUGCACGGGGAUGAUGAUUGCAACUGGCCAAUUCUAUUCGAUAAUAUGUAUGAGGAAUCCGGCACAACAAUUAAUCCUUCUUAUUCAGUCUUUCAGUGCUUAUUGGCUGCAUUGGUAUACUGUAGACUCACUGGUCAACGUUUUAUGAUCGAUAUAAAAUUUGAACCGGUUGAAUUUUCUGAUAAACCGCGAACCUGUUUAGUCAAUGAAAUGAGAAAUUUCAAUGAUGAAUAUGUUGAGCCAAUGCGACAGAAUAGAGAAUACAACGAUGUUAUUGAAGCAUAUAAAAAAAAAAUAGAAGCCCUUGACUGUGAAAAUUUCAAAAGUAUGGAAAGUCCGAAAAAUUCUGAAAUCGAAAGUGAAAAUAAAGAAGGUAGAGUUGACAUGUUUGACUCACGAGAGCUUAUCUUUGACAAGGAGGUGAUGGCUAAUAUUGCCUCUCAACUUAAUGCUAUCCAUGCUGAAUUUGCUGGUCGACCUCCUCCAGAAUCCGUUUCGAGCCAUUGUUGGCGCUCAAAAAUACCGAAAUGUCCCGAAAUUCUGAAAAAUUAUAAAAGUUCAGAAAAGGAUAGAGAAGAUACAGUUGAUACCACUGACUUACGAGAGCUUAUCUUUAACAAGGAGGUAAUGGCUAAGAUUGCCGCUCAGCUCAAUGCUAUCCAUGCCGAAUUUGCUGGUCAGUUUCCUCCUGAACCUUCCUGUUCGACGUGUCGUUGCUGCGUAGAGAAUAUAUCUGAACCGUCAGUUUUUAGCGAAUGGAGCGAAAAUAGAAGAAUAAUCGAAGGUAAGAAAUUCCAGGAGCGUAUGGCAAAUCCAUUAAGUUGGAGUAAGGUAAAGCCAUUUCCACUGCCCAAAACGUUAUCUUCUUUUCUAUUCUGGCAAGCGCGACAAUUAGAUAAAAUUGCGUUGUGCAAAUUUGUACCAAAACUGUCGGGGAAAUGUGAAAUAAAAAAAUUUGUUGAUCUUGUUCACAAAGAAGAUAUCAAGAAGUUUUCAAGAAGUUCGGAAUCAUUUUCUACUAUUUAUAUGACUAUUCCUCGUGGCACUGAUACAACUGGAAAUGUUUCUUCAAGUCAAGCGAGUACAAAGGACAUAAUUCCUAACCGACCAGUUAAUAAUCUACCAGAAUUACUUGACUGGAAAGAUAAACAAGAUGCACUGCUAAAAAUUAUUCAAAACCGCAUGCAAGAAAAAUCACUAACUCAGCAUGGGCUAUCAACGCACUAUCAUGCACCUGAUUUGGAUGAAAAUGUGAAAAGUCCAUGGGAUAUGCAAAAUUCGCUUGAUCAAGUGGAAAAACCACUAAGUGCGACUGAAAUCGUUCAACUUAUGAAAGCGGAUGUACCAUUCCUACUCGUUUCUCAAUCAUUCGCUUAUUUGACAACAUACAAUGCUUUAAUUGUGAGCUGGACAGUUAUAUCUUUAAAAUUAUUGGCUGAUGGUCUCGCUCGAGAGCAAUCAAAAGAUUUUUCAUCAUUUGCUGACCAAGAUUCAUUUGAUAUAUAUGAUGAGAGCGAAUGUGAGAUAUAUCGUGACAAAGAAUUAUGCAAACAGUAUAACGAAGAUCCGAGUGGAAGCACAUCGAAAAGCAUGGCAAACUGCAUGACGAGCAGACCAGUGAGCUAUGUGAGUUAA